Molecule: messenger RNA, 520 nt
Organism: Dentiscutata erythropus
Lineage: Eukaryota; Fungi; Glomeromycota; Glomeromycetes; Diversisporales; Gigasporaceae
Source: the annotation of a GenBank genome assembly
AAUGCCUCGAAAAGUCCUAACUCUUGUAGCGACAUUAUUUCCAAACUUAAAGAAUUUAAAAGCAUGCAUUUACCCAAGUGAAUUAUCACAACUUUGUUCUAUAUUCACAUAUUGUCAAAAUUUAUCCCAUAUAACAUUAAUUGGUUCAGCUUCACGAUCAAGUGACGAACCUUCAAAUUUAUUAUUAUACUUCAACGAGAUAAAACAAAAUUUAAAAGAGUUAAGAUUAGAAGGAUCGAUAUGGUCAUUUUCAUCAUUUGCAUUUGAGACGUUUUUAAAGAAUAAAAAUAUAUUAAAAAGUUUACAAGUUUUAGAAAUUGUUGAUUCCAAAGAUUUUGGAAAUCAACAUUUACUAGUCAUAAUUAAAUGUUUAGAAGGAACUGAUGAUAUUGCAUUGAAAAAAUUAGUGAUAUCCUCCUGUGAACCAAUAACUUCUAAACAUCUUGACAGAAUUAAAAGGAUUGUUAAGAAUGUUUCUUAUCAAAAAUUAAUUUGGACUGGAAGAACUUUAACUACGUAA